CUGAGACUUCAGCUCUGAUACAGGGACCCCAGAGCGACUAAUACACAGGAGAUGGACAUACAUGGAGGAACUGACAUCGUCAGUGAUGCUUAGAAAAAUCCAAAUCUUGUUUGUCAUUUGAGAAGAACAACUUGCUGUGCUGGGCCCAGUUGGGGAAAAUUUGUAUUUCUCAGUAAUGGAAAAAGACCCAAACCAGAAAAUGGGAUAUAGUCUGGAGUUAAUGGUGCUUCUUGUUUUGAUGACAACAGCUUCAUCUAUUGCUCUGAGCAGAGACGAAUUUACAGAAGCAGUGGAGUAUUUAAGGAAGUAUGGUUAUCUACACAUCUCACUGGACAGUAAAGGCCAAAACCAUGCACCAGAGGCGAUAGCUGAAGCCACAAGAAUCUUUCAGAAAGUGACAAAUCUGCAAGUAUCUGGGGAACUAGAUUUAGCCACACUGGCAAUGAUGAACAGACCUCGGUGUGGAGUCCAGGACUCUUUCAAUAACAAAUCUCUUCAAUAUCGAGUCAUGGGUUACUGGCGUAAGAAGAUGCUGACCUACCGCAUCUAUAAUUACACUCCCGACUUGGGUCAAGGAAAGACACGUUUGGCCAUCCAGAGCGCGUUUAAGUACUGGAGUGAUGUGUCUCCUUUAAGGUUCAAGGAGCUGCAGCGGGGAAGAGCAGACAUUAAAAUCUCCUUUCACAAGAAAGACAAGACGUGUCCAGUCCCCUUUGAUGGCCGAGGCCGUGUUUUAGCCCAUGCUGAUGCCCCAGAGUCAGGCAUUGUGCACUUCGACGAAGACGAACUGUGGACAGAAGGGAAGAGCCACGGCUCCAACCUGAGGAUUGUUGCAGCUCAUGAGAUUGGCCACGCUCUUGGCCUGGGCCACUCACAGUACUACAGCGCACUCAUGGGACCCGUCUACAACGGAUACCGCUCAGACUUCAAGCUGCACUCAGACGACAUACGAGGGAUCCAGGCUUUAUAUGGAAAACCAGAGAAUACUCUUUCACCCAGAAAUCCAAGUGAGCCAGUGUCAGGAGGAGCUGUUGCAGAUCCUUGCAAGGCCACACUGGAUGCAGUUAUGUUGGGUCCCUUGCAGAAGACAUAUGUAUUCAGCGGUCAGUACGUGUGGACGGUGUCCAGCUCUGGCUACAACUCUCCCAUCCUGAUCUCUGCGCUGUGGAAGGAGCUGCCAGGGAGCCUCAGUGCAGCUGUUCACUCCCAGCGGACCGGCAAGUCCUAUUUUCUGAAAGGAGACAAAGUAUGGAGGUACACAGGAUUCAAACUUGACAAGGGCUUUCCCAAACGCUUGACCAACAUCCCUGCAAAUAUCGACUCAGCCUUGUAUUUCAAUAAGAACAAAAAACUGCUGUUUUUUAAAGGAUCUGGAUACUGGCAGUGGGAUGAAAUCGGUCCAACAGAUUUCAGCUCAUACCCUAAACCUAUAGGGCAACUCUUCCACGGGGCACCCAGCAAUAUUGACGCUGCAAUACAAUGGACAAAUGGUCAUAUAUAUGUGUUCAAAGGCGCUCAGUACUGGCGUGUAAACCAGAACCACCAAGCAGUAGAGAAGGCCUAUCCUCUGGAUGUCACCACACACUGGAUGCAGUGUGAUGACUGAGCCACCAGAUGCCGCCAGAGAUUCAACACAAAUCCUGCAACAGUGAUUGAGUUUAGCAACAGUGAGAGAUCCUUAUUUAUUUGGAGCCUGACAUAUACUUUGAAAAUGCACUGUAUGAAUCCUCUGUGAGAGGAAUGAGAGCAUUAUUCUUCUUCUUUUUGGACAAAAUUGGCAUGAAUUCAAUAAAAGAAUAAAUAUUUGCAUAA
Messenger RNA from Lates calcarifer (barramundi perch), 1812 nucleotides. RefSeq names its product matrix metalloproteinase-19. The transcript is spliced from 9 exons. NCBI's taxonomy places the organism in Eukaryota, Metazoa, Chordata, Actinopteri, Centropomidae. The record is from RefSeq and is a predicted model, not a curated record. The coding region runs from base 176 to 1606 and encodes 476 amino acids. Gene Ontology annotation, cellular component: extracellular matrix. Gene Ontology annotation, biological process: collagen catabolic process; proteolysis; extracellular matrix organization. Gene Ontology annotation, molecular function: metalloendopeptidase activity; zinc ion binding.